GAGAGAGAGAGAGGUGGGGGUUGUUUGCAGAAAGAGGAGGUCAGUCAAGCAGUGGUUGAUGGAGGAGGAAGAGAGCAGUUUCCAGCCCUUCUGAAUAUUUCAUAAGGGAGAUCCUCCAACGUCAGGCUACCUGGAUGGACUGAGAGAAAGAGUUGGUACUGCAUUUAGCUGGCACCAAGACCAGGUGGAGGGGGGGAAUGGGAGAGCGGCGCACUUGAGAAGAGGAAUUUUUUUCCUGUUUGACCCUGCCGUAGAGCCACAGAUAAGGAAAAUAUCUGCGGGAAGGCACCGGGAAUGAACCAAAAGCAGAGAGAAAGACAGGGGGCUCAACUGCUGGCUGGCUAAUCCUUAAACCUGUGAUAAACGGGCUAAGGAGGGAGGAUCCCAUCCCUGGGCGAAAGUCUGUGUGAGCGUCUGCCUCAGUCUUUCUAGCAACACCUCCAACACGUGAAAACUUAUCCGAUUCUUCACAAAAACACAAGGAAUCAACUUUACAUGAAGGGCAGCUCGGUCCGCUUUUGACAGAGGAAUUACGGUCUGCCAAGUGGGAGCCAACGAAAUCCCGCAGGUAUGUCGUCCAACGAGCUGAGCGUGGAAAUGGACUCGUGCAUCCGGACGUUCAAGGAGCACAUGCACCUGGAGCUGGAACCCCCGAAGGUGCCGGGCGUGGUGGGAGGCAAGAGGGGAGCGACGUCUCCAAAACUGUCCCCGAGAAGCUCCCCGAGGCUCUUCCGCAAGCUGAUGGUGAACAAGAGCAUCCGACAGAGGCGGCGCUUCACCGUGGCUCACACCUGUUUUGACGUGGAGAAUGGCCCGUCUGCCGGCUGCAGCCCUUUGGACCCCCAGGCGUCCCCCGGCUCUGGUCUGGUGCUCCACACCAACUUCCCGGGACAUAACCAGCGGCGGGAGUCCUUCCUCUAUCGCUCUGACAGCGACUAUGAGCUUUCCCCCAAGUCCAUGUCACGAAACUCCUCCAUCGCCUCCGAACUACAUGGCGAUGACCUGAUUGUGACUCCAUUUGCUCAGGUUUUGGCAAGCCUUCGAAGUGUAAGGAAUAACUUCACCGUUUUGACUAAUGUCCAGUGUGCCUCCAGCAAGAGGUCUCCGGCAGCAACAACUCAGCCUCCCAUCACUAGAGUUUGUCUGCCAGAUGAGGCGUACCAGAAGCUGGCAAUGGAGACAAUGGAGGAGCUGGACUGGUGUCUUGACCAGCUGGAGACCAUCCAGACCUACCGGUCUGUCAGCGACAUGGCCUCCAAUAAGUUUAAGAGAAUGUUGAAUCGGGAGCUGACGCACCUAUCCGAGAUGAGUCGGUCCGGGAAUCAGGUUUCCGAAUUCAUCUCCAACACCUUCCUAGACAAGCAGAAUGAGGUGGAGAUCCCGUCACCGACAUCCAAGACGCGAGAGAAGAAGAAACAGCAGAAGCAGCAGCUGAUGACGCAGAUCAGCGGCGUUAAGAAGGUCUCCCACGGCUCGUCGCUGUCCAACAGCAGCAUAUCGCGCUUCGGCGUCAAGACCGACAAAGAGGAGCAGCUGUCCAAGGAGCUGGAGGACCUGAACAAAUGGGGCCUAAACAUCUUCACGGUCUCGGAGUAUUCCCACAGCCGACCUCUGACCUGCAUCAUGUACGCCAUUUUCCAGGAGCGAGAUCUGUUAAAGACAUUUAAGAUUCCGGCCGAUACGUUUGUGGCCUACAUGAUGACACUGGAGGAUCACUACCACGCAGAUGUGGCUUACCAUAACAGCCUGCACGCUGCCGACGUGGCUCAGUCAACGCACAUCCUUCUCUCCACUCCCGCCUUGGAUGCGGUCUUCACAGAUCUUGAGAUCCUGGCGGCCAUCUUUGCUGCAGCGAUCCAUGAUGUUGAUCAUCCUGGAGUUUCAAACCAAUUCCUCAUUAAUACCAACUCUGAGCUGGCCCUGAUGUACAACGAUGAGUCGGUGCUGGAGAACCACCAUUUGGCUGUGGGCUUCAAGCUGCUACAGGAAGACAACUGUGACAUCUUCCAGAACCUCACAAAGAAGCAGAGACAGUCCCUCCGCAAGAUGGUCAUCGACAUGGUUUUGGCUACUGACAUGUCUAAGCACAUGAGUCUGUUGGCGGAUCUGAAGACCAUGGUUGAAACCAAGAAGGUGACCAGCUCUGGAGUGCUGCUGCUGGACAAUUACACGGACAGGAUACAGGUGCUGCGUAACAUGGUUCACUGUGCCGAUCUGAGCAACCCCACCAAGUCCUUGGAGCUGUACCGUCAGUGGACUGACCGGAUAAUGGAGGAGUUCUUCCACCAGGGAGACAGAGAGAGGGAGAGGGGGAUGGAGAUCAGCCCCAUGUGUGAUAAGCACACGGCGUCCGUGGAGAAGAGCCAGGUGGGUUUUAUUGACUACAUCGUGCACCCCCUGUGGGAGACCUGGGCGGAUUUGGUCCACCCUGACGCUCAGGACAUUCUGGACACAUUAGAAGACAACAGAAACUGGUACCAGAGCAUGAUUCCCCAAAGUCCCUCCCCGCCCUUCUACGACCAGGGCACACACGGACACAGCGGAGGCACAGGGGGACAAGGAGGCGGGGAGAAAUUUCAGUUUGACCUGACGCUGGAGGAGGAGGACAUGGACGGGAUGGAAAAAGACGGGGAAGCGGAGGACGACGACGAAGGAGAAGAAGAAGAAAUAGAGGUGGAGGACGGUCUUGAAAAUUCCCGUUCCCGUUGUCCGGACUAUUUGGACGGUCGGGCAGAGGAGGAAGACGUCAUGAUUGAGCCUAUGACGGCGAUAGAGAUUGUGACGCACGAGGCCUCGCCCACAGAGACGUAGGGGCUUCCAGCAGCAUGCUCACGUGGUGAUUUGAAAGUUUUUAGAAAAGAGGGGGGAUACCCUCUAGCGGCUGUGCUUUUUAACAAGCCCACAGAAGCAAAGGCUUAGUUUUGGCCCGCACAGGGGGGGGCACCUUGCACUUGGGUGUUUGAAGCCAGACACAGACGGACAGUUUCACAGAGGUGGCUUCAGAGUUCUCAGGAAUCAUUUGCUGCGAACAUUUCGGUCUCGAUGGACGAGGGUGGAACUUGAAGGAUUUCAGCCAGUUUGGAAAAUGGCUCCUUUUCUUUUCAGGACUAGCAUUAUAUGGACAACGACACUACUGAGAGAAGUUUUGUACCUUAAGAUGUUUUUUUUUCUACAGAUUUAAGAUCUUGACGUAGCAUAGAUUAAGAUCUACUGAUGGAGACACAUUUGUAUAGCAAGAGAAAGUGUUUACUUAUUUCUGUACCAUUUGUCAAAGAACUUUUUGUGUGCCUUUUUUACCGACUGUCUUUAUAAUAGUUUUUUAUUUAUUGAACACACUAGUGUUUGUGAAAUGCUUUUAUUUCCUUUAUGAAAAAAAAAACGAGAAAAAGUUUUUGUUUUUUUUGUAUGUUAAAGAGCAAAGUCUUCCACAUAUUGGGCAAUAGAGAAAUCCAAGCUUAAUGUCGACAAACAGUUCGUGGACUCAUCUACAGUAAAUGGGAAAGUGUACACCAACAUUACUCAAUUUGUUUGCCAUCUGAGCACAGGUAGAGUCGAAAUACACAUUCGGUUAUGGUUCAUGUUGCAAAUUUGGUGUGCUGCGUUUUGUCUCAGUCAGUGAAUGUCAAUAUUGCACCUAAACACAUCACUUUACAUCCUCCACUCUUUCUUUUUGGUGUGCUGCAAACCGUUGAGCUUUCCUGCUUUUUCACCCCGUGACAUCAAAUUCAGGAGAUGCUCUGUAUUUAGGUAGUCUUUCCAUUUCCAUGUAGUGUUUGUGAUCCAGUUUAAUGUUUUCCAACAUGUUAGUAGUGGAUUAAAAAAAUAGCAGAUAUGCAAACAAGGAAGAAGCAAAAAAAAAAAAAAAAAGGUCCUGGCAUCUGGUUGCUUGAUUCAAGCAUAAAACGGCAAAUUAAGUCCACCAAGGACGAAAUGCACAACAGUGGUGAGUCUAUUCUUAGCUCCCAGGUAUGCUCCAGUCCUAAUAAUCCUGUUAGCCAGAAGAGGUUCAGAGCCCAGAUCUGUCUGAUGUAACGUUCCCCCGCCUUUCCCGCAAUCAGUACCAGACCAGAUGAUUAAAGCUGCAAUUACAGUCGCCUGUCUAAAACACACCGGUGGACAGAAUUCGCCUGGUUUACACGCCUCUCUGGGCUCGGGCACAAUGACCCUGAGACAAUCAAGACAAGUAUUUCUUCCUCAAGAUAAAAAUCUGCCCAUUGACGUCAGCUGACUUCCCGAACGUCCCAGACAGGAUCGCCGAAUUCAGCCUGACGCAGUGAAGCCUUGGAACUGUAACGAAACCAGAAAUACUCCCGAAAGCUCAAAGACGGUUUGCAGACCUUCCUACGUCUGAUCACAGCGGCUGUCCUGGCGGCAUAAAUCUGUUCACUUUCAUGUAGGUUUACUGAUACUCAAAGGUACUUAGUUUCAUUUCCCAAAAGCAUGCUUAAGUGGCAAUCAUUCGUGUGCAGUAUGUUUUUUUUUUUUGUUUUGUUUUUUAUAUGGGAGUGCAUCGUUUGUGUGUGUUUGGAUAGGCCUUACCAUCCCCCAAAUCACUCCACAAAUUUGUCUCUGCCUGUUUGUCGCUAUGAGCUCAAGUUGGUCCUUUUUGCUGUUUAUAACAGUGUGUAUUUAUUCUCUACUUUAAGCUUGUAAAUAAGAAAUACUGGUUUAGUGUAAAAUCUAUUUUAAUUUAUAUGCACUUGCAUUACCUGGAAGUGGUGGUGUCUAAUGUGUAGAAGACUCUGGAACAGAGUCUUUUUUUAUAUAAAUGUAGAUUGUUUUUAUAUAAAUAUAUAUAUAUAAAUAUAUCUAAGUAUAUAUUCGCACAAUGUUUUGAGUGCCCAGCAGAGCAGCAGCUAAAGAGGCUUGUUGAUGUUAUAUGAAAACCUUGUAACUACAAAACUUUUUUUUUUGUCUUUUUACAUAAAACCUAAAUUUGUUUUACAUCCUGAGAUGUUAAAACUAUUAAUGAUGCACGAGCAUAAACCAAAAAUGACUUUAAUAAAUAUUGCAGAAAAUUUCAACAGAGAACCUUAUAUUUUAUCUUUUAUUUAAAUCUAAAACCGUUUUUCAGCUAACUAAUUCAGGUUACAAGGCUUUUAUUUGACAUCAGCAAUUUGGUAACCAAAAUACCCCAUGGAGGACAUUUUAAACUUUAUAGGCUUGGAUUUAGAAUACACACAAGUUAGCUAAGCGAUACUGAGGCAUAGGUAUUGCUCAGUUUCAAAGUACACAAAUAGCUUCAUUUUGUCAGAUUUGACAGCUCAUGUGAGCCACACAGAAUGUUGACUGACAAACACAAAGUAAUCGUCUCCUUUUUACGCCCAAGGCACUUCAUCUAAGGUAGGGGACAUUAUCGGUAGCAUGCUACAAUAUGCCCAGCACUGAUGCUAAUUGUUUUGAGUCGAAAACAAAUCCUGAUUCUUAUGUAACUGACUGUGCUAAUGUGUGAACUCUUUUGACCAAACUUGUUAGCAGUUUUGACGGACAAGAAUUUGUCAGUAUAAAUGUUAUCUAUGUUCAAGCUUUCUUGGUCCUAGUUGUGUCCAAAUGGUUAGCCAGAUUUAGCACUAUCUGCAUGAGAGAUGGGUUCCUUUUUAUUUUGUUUUGUUUUUUUAUUUUCUCGUCAAUCUGUUAAAGUCCAACAGCUGUUGGAGGUGGGUUAAUAAAUGUUUCACACAAUGUAUGGUAUGAUAUUGUAUAUUGUGUUUAAAAAUAAAUCCGAAAUACUUUUUUAUUAAGUGAUUAAAAGCAAAGCAUGAA
Fundulus heteroclitus (mummichog) is the source of this 5763-nucleotide messenger RNA. It is a transcript of the gene pde4ba, whose product is annotated as phosphodiesterase 4B, cAMP-specific a. Bases 571 to 2811 code for a protein of 746 amino acids. Gene Ontology annotation, cellular component: nucleus; cytosol; perinuclear region of cytoplasm. The record is from RefSeq and is a predicted model, not a curated record. Gene Ontology annotation, molecular function: transmembrane transporter binding; 3',5'-cyclic-AMP phosphodiesterase activity. NCBI's taxonomy places the organism in Eukaryota, Metazoa, Chordata, Actinopteri, Cyprinodontiformes, Fundulidae. Gene Ontology annotation, biological process: signal transduction. The transcript has 14 exons.